AUUCCUUGUGCCGAGUUGACUCAGAAACCUCUCUUAAAACUCAAAUACAACACUCCAUAGUGUUCUACUUCUACACUGUUGUGUCUCUGCCUUAUCCGGCACAACGAUGACAACCCUGUCAAUCCCAGUCAAAAUCUGCUUCCAUCCAAACACAACUUCAUCUUUUCUUCAACCUCAAACCACCCCUCACACCGUUACCUUUUCCCGCAGAAAAACGAGCAUAGCCACCGCUUGUUCCGCCUCUGAAAACCCCCAACAGCGCCAAAACCAGCAGCAGCAGAAGCAGAAGCGCACUGAGACCAGCACCGACGACACCGAGUUCGAUGACUACAAGGGCUUCGACCCUGCUGGCUUUCUCGCCAAACGCGGCAUUUCCCAUAAAGCUUUUGCCCAGUUCCUCCGUGAAAGGUAUAAAGCGUUGAAGGACCUGCAAGAGGAAAUUUUGAAACGGCACAUGAACCUCAAGGAGAUGGCUUCUGGGUUUGAGCUAUUGGGUAUGCAUCGCCAUCCAGAACAUCGGGUGGAUUAUAUGGAAUGGGCUCCAGGGGCUCGCUACUGUGCAAUUAUAGGUGAUAUCAAUGGGUGGUCACCUACAGAAAAUUGUGCAAGAGAACAUUACUUUGGUCAUGAUGAUUUUGGAUACUGGUUUAUCAUUCUUCAAGAUAAGCUGAGAGAGGGAGAAAAGCCAGAUAAACUCUAUUUUCAGCAGUAUAACUAUGUAGAUGAUUAUGAUAAAGGGGAUAGUGGUGUCACCAUUGAAGAGAUCUUCAAGAAAAUGAAUGAUAAGUACUGGCAACCAGGAGAAGAUCGUUACCUAAAAAACCGUUUUGAAGGGCCAGUAAAGUUAUAUGAGGAGAUAUUUGGUCCUAAUGGACCUCAAACUUUAGAGGAGUUGGGGGAUAUACCAGAUGCAGAAACAAGAUAUAAGGAAUGGGCGGCAAAGCAUGGACCUUCCCGUUAUGCUGUGAUUGAUAGUGGCAAGGAAUAUGAUGUAUUUAAUGUGAGGGUUGACCCAGGGUGGCAUGAGAGAGUACGUGCGCUGGAACCUCCUAUAGCAUACUGGCUAGAGACACGUAAAGGUAGGAAGGCAUGGUUGAAAAAAUAUAUUCCUGGCAUUCCUCAUGGCAGCAAGUACAGGGUCUACUUUAACACUCCAAAUGGACCAUUGGAGCGGGUACCUGCUUGGGCUACAUAUGUUCAGCCAGAUGUAGAUGGAAGGCAAGCUUAUGCGAUCCACUGGGAACCACCACCUGAACAAGCAUACAAGUGGAAAUAUACUAGCCCAAAAGCACCAAAAUCUUUGCGGAUAUAUGAAGCUCAUGUUGGAAUUAGUGGAUCGGAGCCAAAAAUAUCCUCCUUCAGUGAUUUCACAGACAAGGUUCUUCCUCACAUAAAGGAAGCUGGAUACAAUGCAAUCCAAUUGAUUGGAGUUGUCGAACACAAGGACUAUUUUACUGUUGGUUACAGAGUUACCAAUUUUUUUGCCGUUAGUAGUCGAUAUGGCACUCCUGAUGACUUCAAGCGACUAGUUGAUGAGGCCCAUGGACUAGGGCUGCUGGUUUUCUUAGAAAUUGUCCAUUCAUAUGCAGCUGCAGAUGAGAUGGUUGGCUUAUCUAUGUUUGAUGGAUCUAAUGAUUGUUAUUUUCAUUCCGGUAAACGGGGGCAACACAAGUUCUGGGGAACCAGAAUGUUCAAAUAUGGCGACCCUGAUGUUUUGCAUUUCCUUCUCUCAAACUUGAACUGGUGGGUCGUGGAGUAUCAAAUUGAUGGUUUCCAGUUCCAUUCAAUUUCAUCUAUGAUAUAUACUCACAAUGGUUUUGCGUCUUUUACGGGUGACUUAGAGGAGUACUGCAACCAAUAUGUUGACAAGGAUGCGCUAUUAUAUCUUAUCUUGGCCAAUGACAUACUGCAUUUUUUUUACCCAAAUAUUGUCACUAUAGCAGAAGAUGCAUCAUAUUAUCCUGGAUUAUGUGAGCCAACUUUUCAAGGUGGAUUGGGAUUUGAUUACUACGUCAACCUUUCUGUGUCAGAGAUGUGGUCAACUUUUCUUGAGAGUGUUCCUGACCAUGAAUGGAGCAUGACUAAGAUUGUUAACACAUUAAUUUCCAAUAAGGAUUAUGCUGAUAAAAUGCUUAUGUAUGCUGAAAACCACAACCAGUCCAUAUCUGGAAGGCGGUCAUUUGCAGAAAUAUUGUUUGGUGAAAUAGAUGAGCAUUCGGAUCACUAUAAGGAAUCUUUAUUGAGGGGAUCUUCAUUACACAAAAUGAUCAGAUUGAUCACAUUAGCAAUUGGUGGCCGUGCCUAUCUGAACUUCAUGGGCAAUGAAUUUGGGCAUCCAAAGAGAGUUGAGUUUCCAACAUCAAGCAACGAUAACUCAUUUUUGCUUGCGAAUCGACAGUGGGAUCUUUUGGCAAAAGAUGGAGUAUACCGUGAUUUAUUUACUUUUGAUAAGGACAUGAUGAAGCUGGAUGAAAAUGCGAGAGUGCUCUCACGAGGUUUUCCAAACAUACACCAUGUGAAUGACAAUUCAAUGGUCAUAUCUUACAUCAGAGGCCCCCUUCUCUUUAUUUUCAACUUUCAUCCGACGAAUUCUUAUGAUAGUUACAGUGUAGGUGUGGAUGAAGCUGGGGAGUAUCAAAUUAUUCUGAACACAGAUGAUAUAAAGUAUGCAGGUCAGGGCAGCCUUAAAGAAGACCAGUAUUAUAAAAAAACUAUCAGCAGAAGAGUCGAUGGCCUUCGAAACUGCUUAGUGGUGUCACUCCCUAGCAGAACUGCUCAGGUUUACAAGCUAAAGCGGAUUUUAAGAAUAUAAACCCAGGAUUAUGAUCCAUAUACCACAAAUGUGAAGGUUGUGUAAAGAGUUACUUAAAAUUGAGGCUAAUGAGGUAGGUUUAGGAGGAGGAACUUAUGGCAUAGAUUUAGUUAUUUAUCUGAAAUUUAUUUUCAUUAAGAGUAGUUGUAGACUGCUGUAAUUAAAAUCAGAAGUUGCACUGGUACUGAAUUGAACAAUUUUUUUAUUUCUUGAACCAUACAUUAGUUAUACCUGAAUUGUUUUUAUA
Molecule: messenger RNA, 3059 nt
Organism: Lotus japonicus
Lineage: Eukaryota; Viridiplantae; Streptophyta; Magnoliopsida; Fabales; Fabaceae
Product: 1,4-alpha-glucan-branching enzyme 3, chloroplastic/amyloplastic
Exons: 21
Coding region: 107-2812 (901 amino acids)
Biological process (GO): glycogen biosynthetic process
Cellular component (GO): cytoplasm
Molecular function (GO): hydrolase activity, hydrolyzing O-glycosyl compounds; cation binding; 1,4-alpha-glucan branching enzyme activity
Source: RefSeq, a predicted model, not a curated record